UAACCUGAAACCAAACGGACCCAAACUGGGUCAGCUCAAAUGAAUAUGGUCCGCCCCUUCUUUCGUCAAUUGGUAUCGGUUCGACUAAAAGAAUACCCUUAAUCCGUUGACCCAUAAACCCGAUAUAGUGGAUAUUACUCUAUCGGAUCCAACCCAUUUUAUCUCACAACCCGCAUCCGGGUUAAGACUCUCUCUCUCUCUCUCUCUCUCUCUCUCUCUCUCUCUCUCUCUUCAGGGUCACCCGCAAUCCAGCCCCGAUUCGCCGGACCACCGAUCGGAUUCCCUGAGAUUAUACAAGGUCAUUUCAACAAUUGCGGUUUGCCUCAGGAGAUCUCUGUAGGGAAAAAUUAAUUCAGUCGUUGUCUUGUUCACUAAAAAGUGAUACGGUGCGUAUAUGCUGGUGCGUGUCUGUGCAUUGUUUAUUUAUAGUUCGGUGUUCAUUGGAUGAUAGUUUGGUUGAUUUCAUGCCUAUGUGAUGGAAAUAAUACCAGUUGAGUCUGCUAAGAAACCAAAGAGGUUGACAUCUAUUGUCUGGAAUCAUUUUGAAAGGGUUAGAAAGGCUGAAAUAUGUUAUGCUGUUUGUGUACAUUGUCACAAGAAGCUCAGUGGAUCAAGUAAUAGUGGGACCACCCAUCUGAGAAACCAUUUAAUGCGAUGUCUGAAACGAUCGAACUUUGAUGUAUCACAACUACUUUCAGCGAAGAGAAGGAAAAAAGAUAAUAUCGUUGGCAUAGAUAGUAUUAAUGGUGAUGAAGCACAGAGAAAAGAUGAUUAUAUUCAGCCAGGAAUUAUAAAGUUCGAUCAGGAUCCGAAAAAGGAUGAACUAGUUACCAUUGCAAGCGGAAAGUUUGAUCACGACCGUAGUCGUUAUGAUCUUGCUCGUAUGAUUAUAUUGCAUGGUUACCCGUUCACCAUGGUUGAUGAUGUUGGAUUCAAAGUUUUUGUGAAGAACCUUCAGCCAUCAUUUGAGGUUGUGCCAAAUAAUGAUGUUGAACAGUUUUGUAUGGAAAUUUAUAGGAAGGAAAAACAUCAAGUGUAUGAGAUGCUUAACAGUUUGCACAGCAGAAUUAACCUUUCUGUUGAAAUGUGGUCUUCUCCAGAAAACGUUGAGUACCUGUGUUUGACGGCACACUAUAUUGAUGAGGACUGGAAACUACAAAAGAAAAUUCUGAAUUUUGUCACACUUGAAUCUACUCAUACGGAGGACUUGCUUUCAGUAGUAGUUAUCAAAUGUCUGAUGGACUGGGACAUUGACAGUAAGUUGUUUGCCUUGACAUUUGAUGAUUGUUCCACCGAUGAUGACAUUGUUCUAAGAAUCAAAGACCGGAUCUCCCAAAACAGGCCUCUCUUGGUCCAUGGUCAGUUAUUUGAUAUUCGCUCUGCUGCACAUCUUCUAAAUUCAGUUGUGCAGGAUGUUUUAGAAGCAAUGAGGGAGGUGAUACAAAAUAUUCGAGGAAGUUUCAAACAUGUAAGAAGUUCACAAGUGACACAAGGGAAGUUCAAUGAAAUUGUUCAGCAAGUUGGAAUCAAUAGUCAGAGGAGAUUAGUUCUUGAUUUCCCAGUUCGAUGGAAGUCAACGUAUCUUAUGCUUGAAACAGCCUUGGAAUACAGGGGUGCAUUUUCUUUCCUGCAAGAGCAUGACCCUUUGUAUACAUCAGCUUUAACAGACACAGAAUGGGAAUGGACAAGGUUUGUUACAGUUUAUUUGAAACUUCUUGUUGAAAUCACCAAUGUCUUUUGUGGCAACAAAUGUCCAACUGCAAGUAUAUAUUUUCCUGAGAUUUGUGAUGUUCACAUCCAAUUAAUUGAAUGGUGCAAGAGCCCAGACGAAUUUCUUAGUUCUAUAGCAUUAAAGAUGAAAGCUAAGUUUGAUAAGUACUGGAGCAAGUGCAGUUUGGCUUUGGCAGUGGCAGCGAUCUUGGAUCCCCGAUUCAAAAUGAAGUUGGUGGAGUAUUACUACUCCCAAAUAUACGGUAGUACUGCUCUGGAUAGGAUUAAGGAAGUUUCCGAUGGCCUCAAGGAACUUUUUGAUGCUUAUUCAAUUUGCUCAACAAUGGUUGAUCAAGGUUCAGCUUUGCCUGGCAGCAGCUUACCGAGUACCAGCACUGAUUGUAGGGAUCGAUUGAAGGGAUUUGACAAAUUUCCACGAGACCUCUCAGAGCCAAAACAUGAUAUCAGACUUGGACAAGUAUCUAGAGGAACCAGUUUUUCCACGCAAUUGUGAUUUUAAGAUAUUAAAUUGGUGGAAGGUCCACACACCAAGGUACCCUAUUUUGUCGAUGAUGGCACGUGAUGUUCUCGGAACUCCUAUGUCAACUGUUGCACCAGAAUCAGCAUUCAACGCUGGCAGUAGACUGCUUGAUGAAUGUCGAAGCUCACUGAAUCCUGACAUUCGAGAGGCUUUGGUAUGCACACAAGAUUGGUUGCGGGUGGAAUUAAAAGAUGACAAUUCAUUGUCAAGCCAUUCUGCUAGACCAAUCCCUUCAGCCAGACUAAUUCUUGCUGAGUAGUUAAUUUUCCGAUGGUUGAUGGAUCAGCUAUUGGCCAAUCCGGUGCUGUUAAAAUGAUGUCAGCCACACCUAGAGCUGGUCUGUGUUGAACUAUAAGUAUUUGAGCUGAAAAGUUUUUAGAAUAAGUUUGUUUAAAUUGGUGUAUCCACUUGUGCAGAAUGAGGCAAAGUGUAAAUGUCUAGUUUUGUAAAAAGGCCAUGAGUGCCAUGUGUUAAGUGAUCCAUGAGAUUAGAAAGAUGUGUGUCUAGGAUGAAAUGUAGUGUAUGUGUGGUCCCAAGUGCUAGGCCAUCAGUUAUGUAAAAGCAUGUGCUUUGUGCUCUUUCAUUAACACAGAAAAUAUUCCUCUGCAAUUCGAUAGAGAGAAGAAGAAAACUAUUCAUCUUCCA
Molecule: messenger RNA, 2896 nt
Organism: Malus domestica (apple)
Lineage: Eukaryota; Viridiplantae; Streptophyta; Magnoliopsida; Rosales; Rosaceae
Source: RefSeq, a predicted model, not a curated record